This is a messenger RNA of Hyposmocoma kahamanoa, 2054 nucleotides long. RefSeq names its product acid phosphatase type 7-like. Gene Ontology annotation, molecular function: metal ion binding; acid phosphatase activity. The record is from RefSeq and is a predicted model, not a curated record. Bases 608 to 1990 code for a protein of 460 amino acids. Lineage: Eukaryota; Metazoa; Arthropoda; Insecta; Lepidoptera; Cosmopterigidae. The transcript has 10 exons.
CUUGCCCUGAUUCGGCUGAAAAUUGGCACAUAGGACCUUCUAUGGGUGUUUGACAAUAAUUUGCACUCAAAAUUGAUUGGGAGCGAGGUGAAUGGUAACACGAUUUACGUAUACCUCUGAGCAAACAAUUUAUGUGCAGAAGCCAAGAGGAAUUCUGUAAGCUGAAGGCUAAUUUGACCUUCAGACUGUCAUGCCUUAUCAAAAGCCUUUGAAAUAUGGAGACGCACGUCAAGCAAUUCACCUGGUUUUUCUACCCCCAUAAAUGACACACACACGCAUUCGAAUAUUGAAAACCUAACCGGACUCAUGGAUAAAAUUUUAAAGAGACCAAAGACAAGGUGGCUACGACGAUAUCUCUGGGUAGCUAUUCAACUAACUAUCUAUCUAAUUAUCUAACACGAGCGAACCGUAAAAAUAAAUACCUCAUUUGUUAGGUACCUGCCUACCAUACCUACUAUAAAAAUAUUUCCACGAACAACUAAAAUAUCUAUUUUAGUACCAACAACACUAUGAGUUAAAUACCACAAAUAUUCGACAUACCAAUGAUAGCAAUAUACUAUAAUAUAUAAUUCGCAACAUCCCUUUGCUAGUGCUAUCACCUAGCAUCAUGAGUGUAAUAUGGACAUUGAGUUUCGUCAUUACUUUAAUCAUUCUAACAAUAGUUGUUGCAGCUGGAGCCAACCAAUUACACAUUGGUGACCCGGACCCCGAAUACAAUUGUUCUUACUGUCAACCUGAACAAAUUCAUAUUUCUUUCGGUGAGAAAAUCAACGAUAUUGUAGUGACAUGGACGACAGUCGAAGACUCGCUAGAGAGCCGCGUUCAAUUCGGGACAUUUCACGGAGCGUUCUCCGAGGAAGCCAAAGGCAACCGCACCAGCUACCAGGUCCUACGUGGGCAGUGGAUACAUCGUGUCACUUUGAGAGACCUUUCUUUUAAUACCACUUAUAAGUACCGCUGUGGCUCCCGCUUUGCGUGGUCCGAACUGUUCUCCUUCACUACUCAGCCUGAAGGAGAGUCAGUGCUGCGUGUUGCUAUUUACGGAGACAUGGGGGUUGAAAACGCACACGCUCUCCCGUACCUACAACAAGAGGCCGAAAACAAAAGCGUCGAUUUCAUUCUCCACGUUGGCGAUUUCGCAUACGAUAUGAAUGAUAACAACGCGCAUGUCGGCGACCAGUUCAUGCGACAAAUACAACCAAUUGCGGCAAUUACACCUUACAUGGUCUGCUCCGGGAACCAUGAGUUUGCCAAUAAUUUCACGCACUACAAGAGCCGCAUGACCAUGCCCAAUCACCAACAAUGGGAGAGCAUGUUCUACAGCUGGGACAUUGGACCUAUUCACUUCGUGUCGAUCAACACCGAGGCGUAUAACUUUAUAUCACGAUUGAUAUCAUUCAAUGACGGCCCAUUAGUGACCCAGUUUAAUUGGCUAAUUAAGGAUUUGGAAACAGCUAAUUUGAAAGAAAAUAGAGAAAAGAGACCGUGGAUCAUAAUGUACGGUCACCGGCCGAUGUACUGCAGCAGUUCUCAAUUGGACACGUCCUUGUGCUUCAUGGAGCCUACUAGAACCGGUGUUUGGCAAAACGUGUGGCAAAUAUUUACUGGAGGGAAAUACGGUUUAGAACCUCUGCUAAUAAAAUACGGUGUGGACGUAGUUAUCUGGGCUCACGAGCACAUGUACGAGCGAUCUUGGCCACUUUAUGACAAAAAAAUCUACAAUGGCUCCACUGAACACCCUUAUACCAAUCCAAGAGCUCCAGUACACAUUAUCACAGGAUCAGCUGGCUGCAAAGAAGGGCGUGAGAAUUUCUCAAAGCAACCUACGUGGAGUGCGUUCCGUUCAAGAGACUACGGCUACACUCGUUUCCAUGCUCAUAACAAUACGCAUAUCUACUUUGAACAGGUAAGUGUUGACUUGAAAGGAGACGUUAUCGACUCCUUUUGGUUAGUGCAAUUACGUCAUGGUCCAUUUAAAGUACCUACCUAAAUGAAAACGAAGUUCUUGACAGGAUGAUGUGGAGUAGCUUGAUGUAUAUAAAUGUAAAUUGUUG